This is a messenger RNA of Leguminivora glycinivorella, 866 nucleotides long. RefSeq names its product exosome complex component CSL4 (gene Csl4). Gene Ontology annotation, biological process: RNA processing. The record is from RefSeq and is a predicted model, not a curated record. Gene Ontology annotation, cellular component: cytoplasm; nuclear exosome (RNase complex). The transcript is spliced from 3 exons. Bases 192 to 863 code for a protein of 223 amino acids. NCBI's taxonomy places the organism in Eukaryota, Metazoa, Arthropoda, Insecta, Lepidoptera, Tortricidae. Gene Ontology annotation, molecular function: RNA binding.
AUUGUCAACAAAGUUUGCUUGCUUGGAAUCGUGGUUUGCAAGUUGUUUAUCUCUCCGCAUUCAUUCUGUUUUAAUAAUAACAUUAGCACUAUUUCUCAGUACAGAAAACUAUACGUAAUGAACAUCGGUUUUAUUUAAUUUGAGACACUUAUCAAUUGUUUCGAGAACCACAACAUAACCUCAACAACAACAUGAAUGUGAGUGAGGAAGAUUUGAAGGAACUUGGGCAAAUCUGCAUUCCCGGUAUGAGACUGAGUUUGGCUGACAAGGAGCACAUAGCUGGCCCUGGAACAUAUGAACUGAAAGGUUACAUUUAUUCCACAUUGACUGGAGUCUUAAAAAUUGAAGAUGAUGAGAAAACUAAGGUCAAAGUCAUAUCUGUAGAAAGCCCAAGGACUCCCAGCAUUCUGCCCAAAGCUGGUGACAUAGUCACAGCCAAAGUAACAGUGGUAAAUUCCAGACAAGUCCAAUGUGUCAUCCUGUGCGUUGGUCCUUCAGUCCUGGUGAGACCUUACAGAGGAAUUCUGAAGAAGGAGGACAUCAAGAGUACUGAUAAGGACAGAAUUGAUCCGUACAAAUGUUUUCGACCCGGAGAUGUGAUAUUGGCUAGAGUUCUGCCAAUGACAGAAAUCCACUGGUACCACAUAUCAACAGCUGAGAAUGAGCUUGGCGUCGUCAUAGCAACAGCUGAGGGGUCCCCACAAGGUGUUGGAAUGGUCCCCAUCAGCUGGUCCGAGAUGCAGUGCCCUAAAACUCUGGUCAAGGAACCUAGGAAAGUGGCCAGAGUUAUCCCGGACAACAUUAUGAACGAAAAUUUGUUCCCUGGUAAAGUUAAGAAGGAAGUAGUUGAAAUUAAAGAGUAACUA